This is a messenger RNA of Seriola dumerili (greater amberjack), 540 nucleotides long. RefSeq names its product gamma-crystallin M3-like. The coding region runs from base 1 to 540 and encodes 179 amino acids. Gene Ontology annotation, molecular function: structural constituent of eye lens. Lineage: Eukaryota; Metazoa; Chordata; Actinopteri; Carangiformes; Carangidae. The record is from RefSeq and is a predicted model, not a curated record. The transcript is spliced from 3 exons. Gene Ontology annotation, biological process: visual perception; lens development in camera-type eye.
AUGGGCAGAAUCAUCUUUUACGAGGACAGGAACUUCCAGGGUCGUUCCUAUGAGACCAGCAGCGACUGCGCUGAGCUGACCUCCUACCUGAGCCGCUGUAACUCCUGCAGGGUGGAGAGCGGCUGCUUCAUGGUCUACGAGCGUCCCAACUACAUGGGCCACCAGAUGCUGGUGAGGAGGGGAGAGUACCCUGACAACCAGCGCCUGAUGGGAAUGAGCAUGAGUGACUGCAUCCGUUCCUGCCGCAUGAUCCCCAUGCACAGAGGUCCCUUCAGGAUGAAGAUCUACGAGAGGGAGAACUUCGGUGGUCAGAUGAAUGAGCUGAACGAGGACUGCGACUCCAUCCAGGAGCGCUACCGCAUGCCCGACUGCCAGUCCGCUCACGUGAUGGACGGCCACUGGCUGAUGUACGAGCAGCCCCACUACAGAGGCAGGAUGAUGUACCUGAGGCCCGGAGAGUACAGGAGCAUGAGAGACAUGGGCAUGGGUCCCAUGGACAUGAGGAUCGGAUCCAUCAGACGCAUCAUGGAUUCCUGUUAG